This is a messenger RNA of Caenorhabditis elegans, 1871 nucleotides long. RefSeq names its product Ubiquilin (gene ubql-1). Bases 11 to 1375 code for a protein of 454 amino acids. Lineage: Eukaryota; Metazoa; Nematoda; Chromadorea; Rhabditida; Rhabditidae. Gene Ontology annotation, biological process: proteasome-mediated ubiquitin-dependent protein catabolic process; nucleotide-excision repair. Gene Ontology annotation, molecular function: damaged DNA binding. The record is from RefSeq and is marked reviewed. The transcript has 12 exons.
CAAAUUUAAGAUGGCUACAGAGAGUGCACUCAUCAAAGUUCACGUGAAAUCACCGUCGAACAAGUAUGACGUUGAGAUUGCUGCGGAUGCAUCAGUUUCAGAACUAAAAGACAAGGUUCUUGUGUUCGUUCCAACUGCGAACAAAGAACAAGUUUGUAUAAUUUACACCGGAAAAAUUCUGAAGGAUGAAGAAACUCUCACACAGCACAAAAUCGCUGAUGGUCACACCGUCCACUUGGUUAUUAGAAAUCAAGCCCGUCCAACACCAGCGCCGGCUGCUGCAACACCAACAGCUUCAUCUGCACCAAGUUCCAAUCCAACACCUUCUUCACAACCGAAUCCUACCAAUAAUCCAUUUGCAGCAAUGGGAGGAAUGGGAUCACCUGCUGAUAUUUUAAACAAUCCAGAUGCUAUGCGUUCAGUUAUGGAUAAUCCAAUUACACAACAACUUCUAGGAAAUCCAGAGUUUAUGAGAACAAUUAUUCAAUCCAACCCACAAUUCCAAGCAUUGAUUGAGAGAAAUCCAGAAGUUGGACACAUUCUCAACGAUCCGAAUGUAAUGCGUCAAACUAUGGAGAUGAUUCGUAAUCCAAAUAUGUUCCAAGAAAUGAUGCGGAAUCAUGAUCAAGCUAUUAGGAAUCUUCAGGGAAUUCCCGGAGGAGAAGCUGCUCUUGAACGGUUGUACAAUGAUGUACAGGAGCCCUUGCUCAAUAGUGCAACAAAUUCGCUCAGUGGAAAUCCAUUUGCUUCUCUAAGAGGUGAUCAGAGCAGUGAGCCACGUGUCGAUCGUGCUGGACAAGAAAAUAAUGAAGCUCUGCCAAAUCCAUGGGCUUCAAACGCCAAUCAAGCUACCAAUAAUCAAUCGAAUAAUCGUUCUGCUGACUUUAAUUCAUUGCUUGAUUCACCUGGCAUCAGCUCCCUAAUGGAGCAGAUGAUGUCCAAUCCAAGUAUGCAGGCCAGUAUGUUCAGCCCAGAAGUCAUCAAUUCAAUUCGUCAAAAUAUGUCAAACAAUCCUGGACUCAUUGAUUCCAUUGUUGGACAAAUUCCAUCGGCUCGUGAUAACCCACAGAUUUCCGAAGGAAUUCGUAGAAGUUUUCCACAAAUGCUCAACAUGAUGUCUGAUCCAUCUGUGAUGGAGGCAAUGAGAAACCCACGGGUCAGUGAAGCAUUCCGUCAAAUUCAAGAGGGAUUUUCAACUCUUCGCAGAGAAGCACCUCAACUUUUGAACCUUUUCCAAGCUGGAGCAAUGGGAGGUGGAGCAUUCGGUUCUGAUGCCAAUGCAUCUUCUGCUGGAGCAAACUCUGCAAACGGACUUGCCGAUUUAUUCAAUUCAAUGAAUAUGGGAGGAGGAAGAGUGAGUAUAUUGAAUAUUUGAUUUCUUAUGUCACUUCUUAUGGGAGCAGAGCCCUCAUCGACUGCUGCACCAGUGAAUCCGGAGCAAACCUAUGCAUCACAACUCGAACAACUUCAAUCGAUGGGCUUCUCGGAUCGUGCCAGAAAUGUGGCAGCGCUGACCGCAACGUUCGGAGAUCUCAACGCGGCUGUCGAACGUCUUCUCAACUCUCCAUAGAUCCCCAAUUGCCACACAUACCUAUUUCCCACACACACAACCCUCCGCCGAUUCCUUCCACUAUCAUUUUUUUCUGUAAACUUAACUUGGUCUGUGAUCUUGCUUCUCGCCUAUCCAAAGGUUAUCCUUUUAAAUCUUUAUUCUAAAAUGUGAACAACUAGUAUAUUCGUUCUUCUAGUAUCACCCUUCCACCAGUUUAAAAUUAUUCUUUUGUAUUCCGUACCAGUUCAAGUAUAAGUUAUUUUCUUUUGGUAUUGCGUAUUCAUUCAUAAAUUCGAGCUUCGUUGGAGCUUCCUGGCAA